Messenger RNA from Fimicolochytrium jonesii, 1316 nucleotides. Its product is annotated as Alpha/Beta hydrolase protein. NCBI's taxonomy places the organism in Eukaryota, Fungi, Chytridiomycota, Chytridiomycetes, Spizellomycetales, Powellomycetaceae. Gene Ontology annotation, molecular function: hydrolase activity. The transcript is spliced from 3 exons. Bases 202 to 1272 code for a protein of 356 amino acids. The record is from RefSeq and is a predicted model, not a curated record.
GCAGUGUGCUUAGUGCACACAUACAUCCAGUGUUUAUGAUCCAGAUUUCUUCAUGUACAAUUAUGUGACUGUCGUCAGUCCCGAUGGUGGCGUCCGAAUCGUUUAGCAUCCGGGGAAUAUUUUCCCCCCAACGGAAGGGCACAAUGCCAAAUCGUUGGGAAGCAAGUUGUGGUUGAGUGGUUUAGUGGGCUACAUGGAUCAAUGAAGGCACAGGUCAUCGCUAGUGUGUCUGGCUCCGUCUGCAAAGCGCACCUACCUCUCGCUCAAGACACCCUACGCUACACUCGCAAAACCCCCUCUCGAGUGGCCCCCAACAUGGAAGCACGAACGUUCGAGUAUAAGAUCGCCGACGGCGCCCCCAUCUUGGCGGACGUGCACUGGAAGGCGAAGGACAGCAGUGACAAUAUUGAGGAACCGGUGAAUGGUCGCCCGGUCGCUGUGGUGUUCCACCAAGGCGGCUUCAUCCUAGGCUCCAAGAACCUGAUCCCCAAAGCACAAAUCCGCUCGCUCACAAACCUCGGCUUCGUGGUCGUGGUCGCCAAUUACCGCCUCUGCCCACAGGUCAGCGUCUACGACGGCCCGUUCGAAGACGCCAAAGACGCGCUUGAAUGGAUUCGAAACGACGUCAACCGCCUGCUUUCUGAGAACUCGGAGCGAGCACCCACAGUCGACCCCACCCGCGUGGUCUCGAUCGGCUACUCCGCCGGCGGCACCCUCGCCCUCCUCCUCGGUACCCUCGCGCACCCCGUCCGUGCCGUGCUCGAUUUCUACGGCGGGAAAGUGUUCACCGACCCCUCCUGGACCCAACCCCUCCCCGGGUUCCUCAAACGCCCCCCACCCGACGAAGCCUACGCCAAGAAGGUGUUUGCCGAACCCACCAUCUCGGCUACCGAGGUGAUCCCGGGGAGCACGGCGCCGCCCACCCCGCGCGCCAGCUGGAUGACGCUUACGGCCCAGCGAGGCACGUGGUUGCGUGAGGUGGUCAAGGACGGGAAGUAUGACCGGGUCGACCCUGUCGCGUUGGCCACUGCGGCGGCGGCGGAGGGCAAGACGUUCCCACCCACGUUCAUCAUCCACGGCACCGCGGACGAAUACCUCCCGUACCAUCUGAGCGUGAUCGCGAAAGAGAAGUUAGAGGCGCUGGGAGUCGAUGUGACGUUGGUGCCUGUGGAGGGCAAAGAUCAUCUGUUUGAUUUGGUGCUGACGGAGGAGGAUGAGUUGUAUAGGGAGACGAUCGCGAAGGGGUUUGAGUUCCUUGCUAAGCGGGUGUAGGGACGUGGUGGGGCGUAUCUACGUAUGUGUAGCACAUUCAACUU